This is a messenger RNA of Spodoptera litura, 1554 nucleotides long. RefSeq lists its product as uncharacterized. The record is from RefSeq and is a predicted model, not a curated record. NCBI's taxonomy places the organism in Eukaryota, Metazoa, Arthropoda, Insecta, Lepidoptera, Noctuidae.
AGUCUAUGGUUCCAAAUCAUUUUUAGUGUUAAUCAUUGUGUCGUCAGUGCUCAGAAGCGACGCACACGCAUUUUCGACAUGGCGACCACAGCCGGCGGGAGCGAAACGUGGCUACAAUGGCUGGUGCAGACCCAUGAUGCCAAACAGCUGUGGGAGGCGCAGCCCACGUAUAUACUGUCUCAAGCCGUCUACAUAUUAGCUGGAAUUGUCACUCUUAUACAUGCUUUCAGUAAAGGCGGGAGAUGGCCAUACUUCUGGCUGGGUACGAUCCUGCACGGUCUCUUCACCGACAACUUUUGGCAUUUUGCACUGCCAGAGUAUGAUAACUUCUGGCACUCUCAGACACCCAUCAUCUUCUUGGGAGCCAGGCUACCUCUUCAUAUAAUACUUUUAUAUCCCGCAUUUAUUUACCACGCCGCCUACGCGGUGUCCAGAUUGAAUCUCCCAAAGUACAGUGAGCCUUUCGCAGUGGGUCUUGUAACAGUUCUGGUCGACAUUCCUUAUGAUAUUGUCGCCGUCAAGUUUGUCCACUGGACGUGGCAUGACACCGACCCUAACAUAUACGACCGCCACUACUGGGUGCCCUGGAACUCUUACUACUUCCACGCUACAUUUGCUGCCAGCUUCUUUUACUUCUUCCAUGCGAGUAGAUCUUGGUUCGCACCAAAAGUAACGCAGUGGGAUGCAGCUGACAAAAAGGCUGAAUGGAAGUCACUAAUGAUCUCGUCUCUGCUGGGCAUGCCUGGGGGAGUGCUCAUGUUUAUUCCUAUCUACCACCCGCUGCAUGAUGUGUUCAAGAUUCACUCAGAGGUGACCUUCUUCCUGCUGUUCUCUAUCUUCGCCAUGAUCGUUCUAUCUGGACUCCUGAGCGAAAGGCAGAAAUGUAACAAGAAGUUGACAACCAUCGACUACGUGAUGAUGGUGCAGCUGGCGAUCCACUACCUACUGUACCUGACCUUCACAAUAUUCUUUAACCCUGAACAGGAGCGCUCUCUUGGACUGCACGAGCCAGUGGGGCCGUGCAAUGAAGUUGCAACCCUCACGACACCAUUCGGACAAGUAUUGGAGAAAAGGAAGUACUUCUGUCCUACGGACUACAAUGAAGAUUAUUUCGACUUCCAUUGUGUCAAGGAGCUGCCGCGCAAUGGUGCCACUUGGUACCUCAUUUGUGGAACACCUUUUGAAAACCGCGCUGAGUACAUAACUGUGUUGUCCACGAUACUGGUGGUAGCCACCGGUGUGUUCUACGGUCUCUAUUUUAAGACUGGUGGGGGUACUCCAGAUGUUACUCCCAAGAAGCUGAAGAAGAAGUAGUAAUGUAAUCUUCAUACGGUAACGAAUAAGGCUGCUGUCAGACGGAAUACACUGCAACAACCGCACGAUGUCGAUAUAUUCAACUGCAGUAUUUGAAUUAAGAAAAAUUUAAAUAUUACUUGAAAUCAGUUACAUUCCAUUUUAAACUGUGGUUUUGACUUUUCUUUACUUCUUGCGGUGUGUGCGUGUAAAUUAUUUUUAUAAUUUUUGCCUGGUUGAAUAAUAUAAUAUUAAUAACAA